Molecule: messenger RNA, 2691 nt
Organism: Grosmannia clavigera kw1407
Lineage: Eukaryota; Fungi; Ascomycota; Sordariomycetes; Ophiostomatales; Ophiostomataceae
Product: chromosome condensation protein
Exons: 4
Coding region: 1-2691 (896 amino acids)
Biological process (GO): fluoride transmembrane transport
Cellular component (GO): membrane
Molecular function (GO): fluoride transmembrane transporter activity
Source: RefSeq, a predicted model, not a curated record
AUGAAGUUUUUCGUCCAAGUCGAGGAGCAUCUGAACGGCCGAGCCUUUGGUCCUGGUGACGAGGUUCGGGGACGGGUAGAGGUGCCGGCCGACAUGGACGCAGCCGCUGCUGGCCGACGUGUGCCAGACGUCUCCGUCGUCUUCCAGGGCACCGUUCGCCUGUCCAUCGUCCCGCAGACGAGCCUGGAUGCCGUAGCCCAGGUGCCCAACGCAGCCAGCCAACGAACACAUACUUACACGCUCUUCUCGCACUCCGUCACAGCCACGCCCAAGCCGAGCAUCGCGACCGACGGCCGGAUCGUCUACACGGCACCCUUCACCUUCCGCUUCCCUACAAGCAGCACCUGCUGCGACAGCGGCUCAUCCUGCGCACUGCCACCCUCGAUCGACCUCAACACGGCCAAGGUCCACGCCAACGUCGUCUACAGCGUCACGGCCUCGGCCCGGCGCCUGAAGCAGAGCGGCCUGCAGCUGCUGCCGCAGUCGUGGCGCCGCCCGCUGCACGCGCAGCAGGUGCUGACCUUUGCACCAGACCUGCCGGUCACCGUGUCCUCGGCCCAGCCAGCUGCCGGAGAGGUCGACCAUGCCGUUAGUGCCGACGCCAUAGCGCUGUCGCGCAUGCACAUUCCCAAGACGACCUUUCUCGGCAACGGCAACGACGACGAUGAUGAGUCAAUACCGCACACCCUGCCACCCCCCUACACGUCGUCCAUGGCGCAGGCACUGGAGCUCGUGAUGCCGCAGCCGGCCGUCAUUUCACCUGGUAGCGGAGGCGUCGCGCUGGGCGUCUUUUUGCGCACGCCGGCCGACCUGUUGCCACCCGGCAGCUCGGGCGCUAUUCUCCGCGGCGUCCGCGUGCAGCUGCGCCGCGAGACGGCUGCGCGCAUCGGCAGCUUGGUGGCCCGCGCAGCACCCGUCAGCUGGCCGCUGUGGUCUGUUGAGGGCGCCGUGCCUAUGGGUCGGGAACGCGUCGACAUUACGGCAGUCUGUGGCGGUGUCUGGGCAACGCAGUGCUGUGUGCCGGCGGCUGCUCGUCCUAGCUUCCGCUCGUGCUAUCUCUCGCAGUCAUACACCAUCGAGGUUGAGGUCAGCGUGUCGGCCUCCCCGAACUCGACAGACAUACGGUAUAUCCAUUCAUCAAUCGAUGUCGUCGUGUCCGAUCCGCCGCCAGAGUACUGCACCCAGACGACAAGCGUCCCAAAUCAAGACCCGUACAGCACUGUCGACCUACAAGUUGGGAUGGGGGCCCCGUCAAAUUGGUCUAGCCCUUCCGUAGCGGAGGGCGGACAUGCUGAGAUGGAGCUCCAGCAAGCUGCCCGCGAUGGGUCAAGCCGCCAUUCUGGGCCCCAUUAUGAGGGCUACACACCCGACCGCUUUGAAGAUCUCAAUGAGGUCCGCAGCCCGCCUCCGGUCGAGAACCCGGACGAGGCGGCCACAUACCGGCACCGCAGCAUCGAAGAGGACGUUGAGGACGAGCGGCGCCGGUGUCGGAAGCCAGAGUCAAAGCACGCCAGAGUCCACGCUCCUCGCACCGAGCUGUACACUGUCGGCCACCUCGUCUUCUUCUCGCUGCUCGGCACGCUGGCCCGUCUUGGCCUCGACGCGCUGACCAAUUAUGCUGGUGCACCAGUCACCUUUGGCGUGCUCUGGUCCAACUUUGCCGGCACUGCCGUGAUGGGCUUCUUGGCUGAGCUGGCGCCCGCCAUCAAUCGGCACUUGGCUGUGGAAAGUACUCCCGACAGUCGCAAUGUCGCUGCAGCUGCAUUGUCGUCUCCUUCGGCUUCAUCACCAACACCAUCGCCAUCGCCAUCGCCAUCGCCAUCGCCAUCGCCACCACGGAAACUCCCUCCAGUGCCGCUGUAUAUCGGCCUAGCCACCGGCUUUUGCGGUUCCUUCACGUCCUUUUCGACCUUUAUGCUAGACGCCUUCGAGGCCAUGGCCAAUUCGCUGAAGGCACCACGCUACCACCAAAAUGAGGGCGGCUCGUCCUCGCCCGUCUCUCGGGGCGUCGGCGACGACAUAAUGGCUCUGCUCGCCGUCCUACUGCUGACCAUCGCCAUGUGUGCCUCGGCCCUCAAGAUGGGUGCGCAUCUAGCCGUUUUUGUCGCCCGCUGGUGGCCCUUGCCGCCUCCUCCAUCGCCACACUCGUCCUCGGCCUGGUCGCGCCACUUCCGGCUCGGCCUCAAUGCCUCCGCCGUCUUUCUCGGCUUCGGCUGUUGGCUGGGCGCUGUCCUCAUGGCCAUCUUCCCUCCUUAUGGCACCGGCUUCGGCAGCUGGCGUGGUGACGCCGUCUUCGCCCUCGUCUUCGCCCCGCUUGGAACCCUACUGCGCUUCGGCCUUGGCCUGCGGCUCAACGGCAUCUUCGCUGCCUUCCCCCUCGGCACCUUUGCCGCCAACGCCAUCGGCACCGCCAUCCUCGCCAUGGCCUGGGACCUGCAGCACGCCCAGCCGUCCACUGGAAUCGCCACCAGCAUCACCGCCUGUCAGCUGCUCCAAGGCGUCCUCGACGGCUUCUGUGGCUGUCUCACCACCGUCAGCACCUGGAUGGCCGAACUGAACGGCCUGCGUCGGCGCCACGCCUAUGUCUACGGCGCCACCACCGUUUCCACUGGUCUCGGCCUGCUUGUCGUUAUCGUCGGCCCUCUGCGCUGGACUGUCGGCUGGCACGAGCCCACGUGUCAAGGGAGGUAG